Molecule: messenger RNA, 3671 nt
Organism: Musa acuminata subsp. malaccensis (wild Malaysian banana)
Lineage: Eukaryota; Viridiplantae; Streptophyta; Magnoliopsida; Zingiberales; Musaceae
Source: RefSeq, a predicted model, not a curated record
GCACCUCGCUCGCUCUGAGCCGUCAACUCUCCCUCACCACCGCCCUUGUCUCUCUCUCUCUCUCUCUCUCUUAACGUUCAAUCUCUGUUACGUUGUUGAUUUUUCUGGUCUUUCUUUGGUCUCUCUCGCUGUCUGAACCUCGCAAGCCCGUGAACGCUUCAACCAUCUCGAUCUCGACGUCCUUCUCGCGCCGGUUCCGCCCCACGCUUCCUCUCUUCUCUUCUUCCCUCCUAAUCUCCCCCUCGCUCCUCAGCUGCUGCUGCUGCGCCCCUGUUCUUGUUCGGGUCCUUGAUCUGCGUUGCCACAAAUCCUAUGCGAAGAACCUUGGAUUCUACUCUGUGAGGAGAAUGCACUACAACAGCAGUCGAUCGUGCCGCAGGGAGGAGCCCCAACCUGCGGUGGCAUACGGCCGCGAUCAGGUCUGGACGGACCCAGUCCGCACGGAAGGGCAUUUCCAUUCCAGAAAAUGGCCAAAUGCUUCAAGGAUUGCAUUUGAUUCUACUCGUGACAUUGGUUCUUGUGCAGGAAAAAAUUCUUUUGCUCUUGAGAUUAGUCAAAACUUAUCUAUGAAAGCUGGAGAAAUUCCAAUGAAAGAAGCAAUAGAUGAAGAGGUAUCAAAAGAGAAAGACAUUAGGUGUCCUGCACCAAGUUUAGUUGCAAGACUAAUGGGUCUUGAUACACUACCCUCUUCGGUUAGAGGAUCGAAAAAUAUGGAAGAUUGCUGCAAAGCAAUACCGUCAAAAAGUACAUCGGUGAAUUGUAUAUGUAUACAUCCUAAUGACCGUUCACAAUUUAGAAGCACCGAUGAGAAGCAAGAGUUCAAAGAUGUUUUUGAAAUAACAGAAACAUCCAAGAUUAAGAAGCAUAAGAACCACACUAAUAGCAGGAAAAUGCUUGGCUGUAGAGGAAAUGAAGCUGGAAUGGAUCUUACGAAUCAGAACUCCAGGGAUGCAAAACGUCUUUCUAAUCAUGAUCUGCUUCAAAAUGGUAAAACUUUCAAUGAUGCAUUUGAAGUCUCGGACUUGAGCAAGGAUCUUUUCGUGGAACUUAUCCAAGAUCCCAAUUCUUUUUUAGCAAAGCAUAAUGUAGAUCUGAGGCAUGCACCACUGUCACCUCAUCGAAGCAAGAUCACAAUAUUGAAACCGUCUAAAGCCAGUAAAAAUUGGAGCAGUGAAGGUUGGUCAGAAUCAUUUAAAUCAGAAAGAAGGCCUGAUGGGUUCCUUCAUAUGCAUCAAGAAAGCACAGGUUCAAUUAAGAUGAAAACGGCAAGCCUUGGCAAACACUCUAUCAAAGAAAACAAUGUUUCUCUUUCAUGUAAUUUAUCAGCAUCACUACAUGCAGCUAGAACCAGAACUUUUCUUCAUCCUGCUCGCAUUGUUAUUUUAAAGCCAAACUUGGAGAAAGCCCAAAAGAUUGCAAGGGGUGAUUUAUUUACCCAUGAGAACAGUUUCAUUUCCAAAAAAUGCAGAGAAAUUUUAGCAUCUGGAAUUCAGGAGCUGCACGACAAAGAUAUACAGAAGUUCUUCUUUCACACUGAGGGAUUGAGCCACAAGGGUUCAGUAGAGAUUGCUAGAGAGAUCACAAGAAAAAUGAGGCACACGAUAAGCAGUCAAACCAAAAAGAACUUUGCCUCACAAAUGAAUCCCUAUGCUAAGAGUGGAGACUCAUUUAUCAUGCCAGGCAUUGUGAAGCUCAACCACUCAGAGGCCUUUUAUCUGUCUACUGACAAUUUUGGCGAGUGGAAUAACAGCUUCAGCCCUUCAUCUUCAUAUUCAGCUGAAUCUUCUGCGAGCAUGGAAGCUAAAAAACGUCUGUCUGAAAGAUGGAAGAUCACUCACCAAUUUAAGAAUACAAAACUUUGUUCUCGAGGCUCAAACACACUGGGUGAAUUGCUUGUGCAAUCUGAUAGAAAGACACCAAAGGCUACUCUGGAUUCAUUAGAUACUAAGAAAGUUUCAGAUGAAAAGUUGUCCAAAGAUGAGAUACUUGAAAGCAAGGGCUACCAUUUGGGUAUUAGCAGCAAGGACAGCUUGAAAGAUGGGAGCUCUGGAUUCUUGCCGAGGUUCAGUUCACUUCCAGCUUCAAGUAUUGUUUAUGGAAGCCCAAGACCAAGUGACAGAAAACAAGAUGGUGGAAGUAGUAAUGAUUCGAUCAAAGACGUGCGACACAUGGGAUCCUCUGUUGCUUCAGAAGCAAAAUGUAGUAAGCCAGGAACUGCAGAAGUUAAGAGCUCUAAGCAUCAUAAUCACAAUUCUCGACUAGCUCAUCCAGUUGAAGAGGAAAAUAUGCUACCUGAACGGGAGAUUCAUGUGAAUUCAGAAGGAUUGAGGAAGAGCAUUCAUGUGAAAAAUUAUUUAGACAACACAAUGUUACAUCCUGAACCUACUGAUUAUGCCAUUACCAUCAGAAAAAGUAGUGCCUCAAUUCCCAUAGUUGGAGAUGACUCACGGCGAUUGAUCACUCAAGAAGAGCAAGUAACGCAGUCUUCAUUUCAAGUGCCAUCAGUUCGGAAUGAUGUAGUGAUUGAGGAUAUAUCAAGUGACCCUCCUCAAGUCGAGCGGCUUCAGUUCGAGUAUGAUCCAUCUGAAUCACUUCCUCUAAGCUUUAAGGAGCUCGAACUGCCGAGUCCAGUCUCAGUUUUGGAGACUCCGUCCGAAGAAGGAAGCACUACAGGAUGCCUUGAAAGAUUAAGUGCAGAUCUUAAAGAGCUUCGCAUGAAACUCGAACUUCUAAAACUGGAGUCGGUGGAUACGUACAUGCCGACCACCAACAAAGAUUAUACAGGAGACGAUCAUGUGCCCCAGUCUUCAGGGGCGAUAAAUCGCGGGGAAUUCAUAGAUGACGAUGAUAGGGACUUUGCUUACCUACUCAACAUACUUGUAGAAUCAGGAAUCCAUGGUGUUGAUGACAACAAGCUCUCGGAUGCCUGCUACUUGCAUGGCUGUCCUGUGGACCAGAUGGUCUUCCAUAAACUCGAGAAAAAGUACAACGGGAAUGCAUCAUGGUCGAGAUCAGAAAGAAAGCUGUUGUUUGAUCUUAUAAAUCGCACCCUGGCAGGUUUCAUCACCAAAUGCAUGGAUGUGGACCCAGGAGUGAGAUCGACGAUUCAUCUGCGAGCAUGGAACCGUGAAGGCCUUGCGGAAGGUCUGUGGCAAAUGGUGGUCAAGCUAAGGAACGAUCAGGACUGCAAUCGGGAAAAUAAGGUCCUGGAUCCGGGAUGGCUUGGUUUAAGAUAUGAUGUCGAUUUGAUCGGAAGAGAGAUGGAGAGGCUACUAAACGAUGAGCUCUUGGAGGAACUUGUAAGUGAGUUUGCAGGAGCAUAGUAGAGCUAUGCUAAAUCUGCUUUGCUAAAGUAAGUGUAGUCAAGUGCAACAGACUCACUGAUCCAGCAACCGCGAGAACAGUGACCGAGAUGGAGAUGGAGAAGCAGAUCACAAACUUCCAAGGAGUCAAUGUUUUCUUGGAAAAUCAUGUAAUGCUGACUCUGUCAAAUUUAGAUUUGUAUGUAUUCUAUUACUGAUUCCUCAUGGGAUGCAUUGAAUUGAUGGUUGCGACUGUGCCAUCAUGCUGGCUUGCUAUGUGAAGAAAAGAUUAGCGUCAGCUGGUUUUCUAGUGGAUGUAAACAUUCUACCCGGAGUUUGUUCUUGAAUAAGCAAGCUGCUUCUGUCUCA